Molecule: messenger RNA, 2160 nt
Organism: Moesziomyces aphidis
Lineage: Eukaryota; Fungi; Basidiomycota; Ustilaginomycetes; Ustilaginales; Ustilaginaceae
Source: the annotation of a GenBank genome assembly
AUGUCGCAAUCACCACCACAAGAGAGCCGAGGGAUGCCGCCAGAACGCAAACGCAAACGGUCCGAGGAGCGAGACGUGGGCGUCUUUGUCGACAUCCCGCAGCCGUCGAGUUCGGCCAUGCAGGCGUUUCACGCAGCGCAACACAGCCAGACGGGCACACAGAUCUCGCUGCCCGCGUCGAUCUUCGAUGGUCUCGGCGCCCCAACCGCCGCAGCUGAAUCCCACUCCGAGUACGUGCCCUCCAGCCAUGCGCAUUCGUCGGUGGCGGUCGAGGCCAUGCGCCCAUUGCCCGCCAUGGACGUGCGCGCAUUCGAGCCGUUCCUCGACGACACGACCGGCAUGGAUCUCGACCGGGCAGACAAGGUGCAGCAACGCGUCGACAGCUCGCCCGUCGAGUCGUUCUCGCCUGCCGAAGUGGUCAAGGCGCAGGAUGUGCCGAGGGUGGGUGCAUGGGUGCUGCCCGAACUCACCGAGGAGAAUGCGAAUCCAAGGCUGCCCGAUUAUACGUCGCAGGAGGUGCUCAGCCAGAUUCCGUAUCCGAUUCUGGACAGGGAGGAGCAAGAGGCGCAGCAGGCGCAGCAGGCGCAGCAGGCGCAGCACAUGGUGUCGCAACCAUCGCCCGAGCGGCAAAGGUCGUCGCCACCGCCAGUUCAGUCGACUCCCGCAAACCCAGCGGUGCAGUCGGAGCCAGAGAUGGUGCUUACGCAGCCCAUCCCCGACGCGCCCGAAUCCACGCCCGCACUGCCACCACCCACCGCGGUGGCGAGCCAGGUGGAUGCUUCGUCCGGCUCGUCGACGAGCUCUUUGGGCUGGUCGACUCUCCCCCGCCGCGAAGUGGUCGAACUCGUCCACCGCUCCCCGCACAUCCCGGAACUUCUCAAGGACGAGAUCGAGCGAUUCAUCAUGCGCGCCUCGCGCACCGCCGCAAAACCGCGCCACGCUCGUGGAUCCCACUCGCAAUCGCGCAGCAACGACGAUUCGGAAACGCAGGAGGACGGCGUACUGCGCACGAAGAAAGUAUGGUGCAUGGACCUGCUCCUCCUCUCACCCUCCUCGUCUCAAAUGGUAGGCUCCGAGUUGGUGCAGAGGUUGACGCAGCAGACACAGCACAGUUCGCAGUCGACAAGGGGUGGGGUAGCGGUGAUCCUCAUGCUCGAUACGCACGAGAGCACGUUUGACGUGCACGAGCUCGACGAGUCGCUCGCCGCCGUGCUGCGCGCCGACCGACGAUACAGCGUGCAGUUCGAUGCCCAAGGUAGGCGAUGGCAUACGACCACGGCCGGGGUGGAGGAUGAAAGCGAGGCUAGAAGCAGUGCGUUGGAGCAACGGCUGGAAGCGCUACUGCAAGAGGUGGAAGCGCUGGGGGAAGAGAAAAGGGUGGUGGAGAGGGAGAGGGACGAGGUGCGCGGGCAGCACGACUUUGUGCGUGGCCUGUACGACCGUGCGUCGGCAGCGGCUGCCAGUGCCCAGUCGGCGCUAGGCGAGGCCGAAGCACGGGUGGGGCUGUUGGAGCGACAGCUGACGCAGGGGUUGAAGGUGCAUUCUGCCGCGCUCGAGAUGCAGGUGUCGAGGUGGAAGGGCAAGGUGCGCAGGCUCGAGGCGCAGGUGCAGCUGUACCAAGCACAGGACAGAAGGACGGAUGAGGGGGUGAGGAAGAAGGCGGCACUGUGGGAUGCGUUGCAGCGCGAAGAGAAGCAGAGGGAGAAGAUGCGGCUGGAUCGGAUCAGGGCGCACGACGAACGCAAGAGGCAGAUGGGUGAUGGUCUGGGUCCUUUUGCCCCGCCUCAACGCACCGAGCCAAGCGAGGUUGCCAACUCGAAGCGUAUCGAGGCGGAGAGUGGUGGAGAAGAGAUGGACGAGCUAGCGGCACUUGCACUUGAAGCGGCCCAAGCUGGCGACACGCCCACCGCCGGUCGCAGUCGCCGCCGUCGCGGGCUCGGUGCAUCCCAACCGCCCCCAACGGCAAGCGAGGUGGCAGCGCAGGUGGAGGCGGCCAACCUUGCAUCGGCGACAGCCAGGGAGGAUUCGGCACAGGAUGUCGAGGAUCAGUUUGCGCUGUUUCCGACACCCUCCGCGCCCGUGUGGACGCAGAGUCUGCCGUCGAGCCAUACCGAGGUUGAGGCUGCGGGCGAAGAGGUGUUUCCCAUCACCCAGCCAUAG